Molecule: messenger RNA, 2412 nt
Organism: Anopheles coluzzii
Lineage: Eukaryota; Metazoa; Arthropoda; Insecta; Diptera; Culicidae
Product: mitochondrial sodium/calcium exchanger protein-like
Exons: 6
Biological process (GO): monoatomic cation transport; transmembrane transport; intracellular calcium ion homeostasis
Cellular component (GO): membrane
Molecular function (GO): calcium:sodium antiporter activity
Source: RefSeq, a predicted model, not a curated record
AUGAUAUCUGUCAAUAUAUCUUCAAGAGAUCCGCUUGCCGUAACUUGUCAUUACAGUGAUCCAAGCAAGCAGAGGAACUCUUGGUGUUGUUCCAAGAUGUCACUCUUCCAAAACAGUUCCCAUUUUCAGCGCCCUGUGAGGCACGCGACGUACGUGAACUUCCCGCGUCCUGAUGAUUGUUCCUACCUUCACCGACUGCCAGUGAACGAGCAGUGUGAGUUUGUACAGGUCACAGAAGCUUGCGCGGAAAGUCAAUUCUACUUCAACUACGUCGGCUUUCUGUACUGUACCAUCGGUUCGGAACGGGACUAUCUGUUUCAGUUGGGAUUAGUGUUGCUGCUUUGUGUUUGUGUUUACUACUUUGUUAUUUUAGGGACAACAGCUGAUCAGUUCUUCUGUCCAACACUGGCCGCCAUUGCCAAAACACUCAACAUUAGUGAAGCACUGGCUGGAGUCACGAUCCUCGCGUUCGGCAAUGGAUCUCCGGAUCUGUUCACUGCCGUCGCCAAUCCAGACGCCGACACAGAGUUGAUGUUUUCCGAGCUGCUCGGUUCGGCUGCCUUUGUGAUAGGAGUGAUUGGAGGAACUGUGCUGUUGAUACAACCGUUUGACUUUCCUCCGUGGGGAAUCCAAAGAGACUUGGCCUUUUUCAUAGCUGCGAUCGUUUGGAUCACGUUGAAGGCAGCGGACGAACGGUUCAGCUUGCUGGAUAGUUCAGUUUUGAUUGGAAUGUAUCUGCUCUUUCUGGCUCUGGUUGUAUGGGAGUUUAUCCAGACUAGACGGGAGGAAGGCUCAAGCAUCUCCACAAGUAAGCAUUUAAAGAAAAUACCUAAUAUACCCCUUAUGUGGACAGGAGCAAAUAAUCAUAUUCGUGGAUUGAAUUCUGAAACUGAUGUUCCAACAAACGAAGGUCUUCUAACCGAUUUCUGUGAUCAUGUGAACCCUCUUGAUCCAGAAGAAUGGAAUGAAGGAGGAUGGAUGACGAAAACGUUUUGUCUCCUAAAGACACCCUUCGUUUUACUACUUCUUCUCACCAUUCCAAUCGUCGACACUACCGCCGAACGUGAUGGAUGGACUAAGCUUCUCAACAUCUGUCACUGUCUAACACUGCCGUUAAUGAUUGUGUUUGUAAAUGGCGGUAAGCAUUCAUACAAUUUGACUUGUAGUUUGUGGAUUUCAUAACAGCUUAAUUCUCCUACUCCAGUUGCGCUUAUAAAGGUAGCGAAUGUGUACAUCUUCCUUUGGAUAGUCUUGUUCGCUGUCCCCAUAAUGGUUGUCGUGUUCUACACAUCACGAACUGACCGAUGCCCUACCUAUCACAAGUCAUUUACGAUUCUGAGCUUCCUGGGAUGCAUACAGGUCAUCUACAUUGUGGCCCAGGAGGUGGUGAGUGUGCUCGAGACGGUGGGCAUUGUGUUGAAGCUCUCAAAGUCUGUGCUGGGGCUUUCACUGCUCGCCUGGGGCAACAGUGUUGGAGAUUUGUUUUCGAAUGUUGCCCUAGCACGCCAGGGCUAUGGUAAAAUGGCAUUUGCUGCCUGCUUUGGAGGUCCACUGCUCAAUCUUUGCCUUGGAUUGGGUCUCACCUUCAUAACAAAAGCAUUCAGUGUUCCGAGUCUUGUCGCAGAAGUACGCAAAGGUGUUAUGGGCGAGAACUGCGAAGCGUACCUGUUUCAAAUACUCACCACCACCUGGCUGUGCUUGCUGUUUACCAACUUCCAGGGCCGAAGAAGCGUCGGUCUCUCGAUGAUAGUGACGUAUCUGAUGUUUUUGGCCUUUUCUUUCUUGGGUGAAUUUGAGCUCAUCCAUCCCUACGGCACGGACCAUCAUCCUGAUCCGAACGGUAAUGGCUAACGGUAGAUUCGGAUGUAGUGCGAAGCCAAUUCAGCCACAUAGACACUCCCACCUCACUUAUACAUAAUAUGUACACAACGAUAACUUUAUUAAACUUGUAGCUUUAUUAAACAUUAAUAAUACAGUACAGAAAGAAACAGUGCUCAAAUCAGUGUAACGGUAUCGUCGCAAAUGAGCCGACGGUUUUUUAAGGGCUUAAGAAAGAAAAACAGUCUGCUACUGCUGAGCCGAAUGUAUGUGAACAUACACUCAUUUCGAGUAAACUUAGGACAAAUCGCUUCAAAUACCAACUGUUUUACUGCUUGGUCUAAAAAUUUGUUCUUUUUUGCUGUAAAGACUCGUUUAAAGGUGCUUUGUUUUUGUGUGUAAAAAAAGGAAACGAUCAAAAUACUUGCUCACGAUGUGUGAGUGUGUGUGAUAACACCACACAUCAGUACACCCAGUACACAGACCAGAGAUUCAUUCUUAAUUUAAGAAUAUGCACUACACUUUACGCGUGCUCCAAUUGGGCACACUAAAAAAUGUUGGAAACAAACACAGUCAAUACACGUUGUUUGGGGG